AUGACUUUCUAUCUGAAUCCGCCAUCUGGAAAUAUUUCUUUACACAACUUAGAAAAAUUUGCACGCACAAGACUGGAUUUUCUUCUCAAAAUUUAUAGUUGUGGUGGAGAUAAGUUAAAACUACAGGAUACGGUAACCGAUUUCCUUAUUGUAAAGGAAUCGGAUUGUCUAAUUGACGGUAGCACCAAGGACGUAGUGUCUCACUUCAUCCUCAGGUUGAUUCUGUGCCAGGACAAAGAUACUAAAGAAUUUUUAAUGAAAGCUGAAAGUCAACUCUUCACAUUUAGGUUUCAGUGCAUGUCUGAAGAUGAAUUGACUAAAUCACUAAAAAGAACGGACUCUCAUCUCAAAAAAGCACAAUACAAUGAAUUCAUUCCAUCCAUUCAUGAAUUUGAAAAACUUCAGCACAUCAGAGAAAUUUUUAAGAUGAUAACUAGUACAGAACAAAGAUGGAGAUCGAUUGUAAAAAAAUAUUUGUCUGGAGAUAAUAAAGAAGGAUUUCAGAUCCCGUUUUUCAUUGUUCCUGGACUGGUAGCGAAGCGACGAGUAGAACUAGAAAAUGGACUGGCCUUUGUACCAUUCUGUAAACUGAUGGAUGUGAUCUCCCAUCUAUGGUAUCAACUGCUGGUUUGGGGAGUAGACAGAGCCUGUCGUGUCCAAACCAACUUUUUACAGGACAAAAGGAUACGAAUGUUAACAAGAAAUGUACAGGCCAUGUUCAGGAAACGUCAUGGUACAUUUGAAGGUGGUCCUCUAAAGGAAGCAUACCUGUCACAUGAUCAUGUAUCAGAGGUCAUGACCUUCUACCCUCCAUGUAUGUUACAUGUCCAUCACCUCCUAACAACAAGACACAGACUUCAACACCAUGCCCGAAUACAAUACACUCUCUUCCUGAAAGAAAUCGGAAUGCCAGUUCAUGAAGCCUUGAUGUUUUGGAGGAAAGAAUACUCCAAUCCUGUAGAAUCUGUCAAUGGCUGUUUGCAUGGUUGGCAGCAAGAUAGUAGACGGUACACAUACAACAUCCGUCAUCUGUAUGGAUUGGAAGGGGCCUGUAUCAACUACAGAGGCCACUGUUGUAAAACAUUACAGAAUUCUACCUCCGGUGUUGGGGAUCAAGGUGGAUGCCCUUUCAAGUGUUUUGACACAGAUCACUUACAUAAUCUGCUCCAAAGGGAAGAAAUUCAUCAUUCAAGGGAGACAAUUCUAAAACUUUCGUCAGAAGGAAAAUACUCUGAAGCCUGCAGGUGUCUGUUUGUUGAAAAAACUAAGAGGCUUGCUCAGAAAUGUGAAGUCCAGGACAGGGAACAACCAACUGCAACUCUAUCAGGCUUUAGGGAAGAUGAUGUGAUAAUGGACAAAGGUCAUAAGGUCACAGACAAUACUACUUCAUCACAGACUUUUGACCAUGGAGCUUCAGACAUUCAUAUUAUCAAAGAUGAUCCAGAAGAGUCUAUUGUAUAUUCCUACACAAAUGUUAAGGAAAUGACUCAUAGACACUUUCACUCUGAUACAAACUGUAACUCAUGUUCUGACACAGUAUAUACAGGUACCGACUCGUACAAGACAAAAACAGUGUCAGAUGCUGGUGUGGUAAAAGUUGACAGCUUACCUGUCUGUACAAAGUCAGGAAAGAGCUGCUCCACUUUACAAAAAAAUGGGGACGGGAUUGAGGAUAGGCCAAAUCAGGACAAUGAUAUACAGAAACCUUCUCAGUAUUACUUUAGCCUAAGAAGAUUAGUGGAAGGUUUAAAAGAAUUUGAAAACAAAAGUAUA
Messenger RNA from Ylistrum balloti, 1773 nucleotides. RefSeq lists its product as uncharacterized. Lineage: Eukaryota; Metazoa; Mollusca; Bivalvia; Pectinida; Pectinidae. The record is from RefSeq and is a predicted model, not a curated record. Gene Ontology annotation, cellular component: alpha DNA polymerase:primase complex. Gene Ontology annotation, biological process: DNA replication, synthesis of primer. The annotation marks the transcript as partial. The transcript has 5 exons.